Molecule: messenger RNA, 1055 nt
Organism: Euleptes europaea (tarantolino)
Lineage: Eukaryota; Metazoa; Chordata; Lepidosauria; Squamata; Sphaerodactylidae
Gene: TFB1M
Product: transcription factor B1, mitochondrial
Exons: 7
Coding region: 18-1055 (345 amino acids)
Biological process (GO): rRNA methylation; transcription initiation at mitochondrial promoter
Cellular component (GO): mitochondrial matrix
Molecular function (GO): mitochondrial transcription factor activity; rRNA (adenine-N6,N6-)-dimethyltransferase activity
Source: RefSeq, a predicted model, not a curated record
AAUAAACCUUCUGAUUUAUGGCUGCAUCAAAACAAGUGGCUACUUUCCGUCUCCCACCUCUUCCAACAAUUGGAGAGAUUAUUAAACUGUUUAAGCUUCGAGCUGUAAAGCAGUUAUCUCAGAACUUUCUUCUGGACCUGAGACUUGCAGAUAAGAUAGUGAGAAAUGCUGGCAGUCUGAAAGAUGCCCAUGUAUGUGAAGUGGGCCCUGGCCCAGGAGCAGUCACACGAUCCAUCUUGAAUGCUGGCAUUGCAGAGCUCCUGUUAGUUGAAAAAGAUCCUCGCUUUAUUCCAGGGCUGCAGAUGCUGUCUGAUGCAGCUCCAGGAAAAGUUCGUAUUGUUCAUGGGGAUAUUUUGACAUACAAGUUGGCAAAAGCUUUUCCACAGCAUCUUAAGAAGGAAUGGGAAGAUGAUCCCCCAGACAUACAUAUUAUUGGAAAUCUACCUUUCAGUGUUUCAACCCCACUAAUAAUCAAGUGGCUUGAGAAUGUAUCUGAAAGGAAUGGUCCAUUUAGUUAUGGUAGGACACAGAUGACUCUAACAUUUCAGAAGGAAGUAGGGGAGAGGCUGACAGCUAGCACAGGAUCCCGGCAGCGUAGCAGACUUUCUAUCAUGUCUCAGUAUCUGUGUACAGUUCACAAUUGUUUUACAAUUCCUGGCCAAGCUUUUAUUCCCAAGCCAGAGGUGGAUGUGACUAUCAUUCAUUUUACACCAUUGGUGCAACCAAAGAUAGAACAGCCCUUUAAGCUGGUGGAGAAAGUUGUUCAAAGUGUUUUUCAAUUCAGAAGAAAAUACUGUCAUCAUGGAGUACGGAUCUUGUUUCCCGAAGCUGAACGUUUGAAAAAAGCUGAACAGAUGCUCAUGUUAGCCGACGUUGAUCCAACUCUGCGCCCAACUCAACUUUCUAUGUUUCACUUUAAAAACCUUUGUAAUGUAUAUAGGAAAAUGUGUGAUGAAGACCCAAAGCUGUUUGCUUACAACUUCCGGGAGGAACUGAGAGAGAAUAGGAGCAAGAAAAGCAACUUGAAAAGGACUGAGGAUGACAGUUCGUUUUAG